GACAAUUUCGAUCUGAAGGGACUCUCGUCAGAAUCAAGUCGGCUGCGUAUCGAGGAGGUCUAUUAUUUACAAAUUUGCUGUGAAUCUUUUACGUUUGUCAAUAUUGACGCCCAGUUGUAAGGUCGAUUAUAAAAGUCGUUUGCGUAAUGUCGAGCUUUGAAUGGGAGCAACAACAACUGCAGCUGCAGAUUCAGCAGCCGUUGCGACGUCGACGACAACAGCACCAACACCAACACCAACACCAACACCAACACCAGCACCAGCACCACCAACAGCACCACCAACAGCAUCAGCACCGCUGUGAAUUUCUGAUGCAGGAGAAAAAGCACUCGCUAACGGAACUAUCGUCCGGUCCCCUGGGGCAUGGCACAGAGGACGAUUGGACGUGGAGCAAGCGAAAUCGUUCCAAGGAGGUGGUCCUCAGUGGGCCCAACUUUCGCACAGUUCACUUCCAUCCCAAUUGGAGCAAGGGCACGGCCGGCAUUCAGGGCAAGCGACCCUUGAAUAACGGCCGCUACUAUUGGGAGCUGCACGUCUCACAGCGGGUCUUCGGCACCUCGAUCAUGUUCGGCAUCGGCACCAAAAACUGUCGGCUCCAUGCCAACGCCUUUCGCAACAUGCUAGGCGAGAACGAGCAUGGCUGGGGACUGUCCCACAAGGGCGUUCUCUGGCACAAGGGCGUGGCACUUCUAUAUACAAAACGUUUCCGCGAAAAUCAUCCCACACAAAUUGGCAUACUCUUCGAUGGCAUCGAGGGCACGUUAACCUACUAUAAGGAUGGCAAAUGCCUGGGCGUGGCAUUCAGAGAUUUAGACAAGGUAACCGAACCACUCUAUCCCAUUGUCUGCUCCACCGCAGCCAAAACGGAAAUGACUCUUAAGUGCGCCCGCCAGGAGUUUGUCAACCUGCAGGAUCGUUGUCGAGCGGUGAUCAUGCGAAGAUUGCACACAGUCGGCGAUGUGGAGAAGCUGAAGCUGCCACAGUCCAUCAGCGACUACCUGUGCGAGGUGAUCGACGACAUGGAGCCAUUGCGCCAGCUAUGUUCCAUAGGUGGAUGAGGGGAAGCUGUGCAUGAUCAACUAUGAUCUGCCAAUUUAGAAUGAAGAAUGACGAAUGAUAACGACGAUGCCCGUGAAACUCGAACAUAUGUGCCAUAAUUUGAGGGCUCACUGUACAGCUGUACGAUAUACAUACAUAUAUUUGUUGUGGACAAAUGCAAGUUGUUUCUAUGCGCAAAUCUCAAGUUUUCAGUCAGCAAGUUUUUGAUACAUACUAUAUAUAUAUAUGCAAGCAAAUAUAUAUA
Molecule: messenger RNA, 1303 nt
Organism: Drosophila navojoa
Lineage: Eukaryota; Metazoa; Arthropoda; Insecta; Diptera; Drosophilidae
Gene: SP555
Product: SPRY domain-containing SOCS box protein SP555
Biological process (GO): intracellular signal transduction; proteasome-mediated ubiquitin-dependent protein catabolic process
Cellular component (GO): SCF ubiquitin ligase complex
Molecular function (GO): protein binding
Source: RefSeq, a predicted model, not a curated record